Durio zibethinus is the source of this 1416-nucleotide messenger RNA. The record is from RefSeq and is a predicted model, not a curated record. Lineage: Eukaryota; Viridiplantae; Streptophyta; Magnoliopsida; Malvales; Malvaceae.
UCCAUAUAAAUUGGCUGCGAGGGUUGGAGCAAGCUUUGUUUCGUAUCCUCUCGUCUUUGGCAUUUCCAUUUGCCUUUGGGUUGCCUGUUUAUUUACGGUUAUACCUAUCAGGUUAUGAUAGCUACCAGUGGCCGGAAACUCGAGAGCCGUCGCUCCUCUCCCGCUCUCGGUUUCCCUCGCUUUAGGUUUUUUCGUUACCGGCGCUUGAGGUAAUCGUUGACUCACUCGCCACUCAACCUAUAAAGACAGGGAGGAAAAGUCUUUUUUUUUUUUUUCGUUUGAAUUAUUAUAUAUUACACUCGAUCAUUUCAAUUCGAUGCCAAAUUCGAAAAAUAACCGCAAGGAACCAGAGAAGAACCGAAGGGGAAGGUUAUCUGAAAAGGCGUCAUCGUUUCAUGGGAGAAUCCCGACGAUGGCACCGACGGAGCUGAGGCGGCCGAAGACGCUGCCAGACUUACUUUCAGAAAGGACUGUUUCUAUCUCACCCGAUGCGAGGCCAAAGUUGACGAAGCUGCUAUUGAACGUGACGAUUCAAGGGAGCCUCGGAGCCGUGCAAUUGGUGAUGUCACCGGAAAACACUGUCGGCGACUUAAUAAUCUCCGCCGUUCAGCAGUACUCAAAGGAAGGUCGACGACCGAUCUUGCCGCCAACGGACGCCUCGCUUUUCGACCUCCAUUACUCUCAAUUCAGCUUAGAAAGAUUGGAAAGGGCAGAGAAGCUGAUGGCGUUGGGAUCGAGAAAUUUCUUCUUGUGUACCAAAAAGGCUGCUUCAAAGGACGGUGAGAAAGAAACGACAUCGUGCUCAAAAGAAGCGGAAAAGGUUUGAAGAAGAAAGAGAAGAUGAUAAAGGCUAAAGCAGUGGUUGUCUGAGACUCUCAAAUUGAUGGUGUCAACUUGUCCUUUGAUAUUUUCUUUGUAGUUGAGGAGGCUUUGCUUUGGCGGUUAUUCAAAGUAACUUAAAACAAAAUUCAGGUUCCAACUUCUAAGUUUCAACUAGCUUGUUUACUGAGUUUAGAAUAUUCUUUCUUCGUAGUGACGACAUGGGCAAAGCUAAUUUAUUGUAACAAAUGGGUUUAUGUUAAAAUUUGUAAAUUUAUUUAUUUAUUCCCUACAAACAAUUUUGAAUCUUGACCAUGGGAGAACAUUGCUUUGAUCAAUGUAAUACUUGUCUAUUCUGAAAUUGUUGUCUGGCAACUUGGUAGCUGUUACUGUAAAUUGGAUUUGCAAUUAUCAUUAGGCAAAAGGAGAUGUCACAUGUAGCCGUUCGUGUCCCAAAGGCCCAAUCCCACCUGUCACAUGUAGCUGUUCUGUUAAUCAACCUUGAUGCCUUGAAAGUUUUGGGGUCUUUGCUUAGAAGGAAUUCAAAUUCUGCUAUUUGAUAUAAAAAUCAUGAAUUAAUCAUUUAAGUUCGGAUUC